This is a messenger RNA of Naegleria fowleri, 1704 nucleotides long. RefSeq lists its product as uncharacterized. Bases 1 to 1704 code for a protein of 567 amino acids. The transcript has a single exon. The record is from RefSeq and is a predicted model, not a curated record. NCBI's taxonomy places the organism in Eukaryota, Heterolobosea, Eutetramitea, Acrasida, Naegleriidae.
AUGUCGGCGACGUAUACUGGUGGUGUUGCCAGUAGUAGUAGUAGCAGCAGCACAACAACAGGCUCCUCUCAUCAUCAUCACCACCAAAAUCAGCAACAACAUUUCAUCUCCACAUACUCGUCGAGUAACGGAUUUACCAACUCCAUUCCUUCUCAUCAAAAUAACACGACCAUUCCAUCUUCCUCAUCAUCACCAUCCCUACAACAACAACACUCUCUUCUUCCUCCAUCGACCCCUCCUCAUCAUCUCCGCAAUUUCCUUCUUUGCUAUCUGUUAUUCAAUGUAUUUUUAAAAUACUAUUACAUUUAUCCUCAUCAUGAAUAUAACAUGAAUAUAUUAGUACUUCAAUGUACUUUUAUAUUUCAGAAAUAUUUGAGAAAUUAUUAUCACAAUUCAAUUGAGGAUGUUAUACAACAAAACAAACAGAGUACAGUGAUAUUAUCGAAUAGUAACCAUCCUAUGAGUGGAGGAGGAGGAUCUGGGACCUCAUCGUCGUCUUCGUCGUCAUUGAAUCAUCAUGUGAAUCUUGCACACAAAUCCUCUUCAUUGUCCUCAACACAAUCAUCACAACAUCUGCCGCAUUCGAAUCCUCACUCAACAUUCUCAAUAGGAAAUUCCUCACCAACAUUGACUCUUUCUAAUCAAUCGCUCAUUUACAAAUGUAUUGCUAUUUUACAUUUUUUAAUGACAUUGAUUAGCAUUUACUAUUCAAUAUUCUAUAUAUUGUUUCAAUAUGGAAUAUUUCAUUUCAUACUCUAUUUUUUACCGAAUAUAAUAUAUUAUACCAUUUAUUUGAAAAUACAUCGGAGUAAUUCAUCAUCAAAUGAUUUCAAACAAAUUAAUACAAAGAUGAAUAGCAAAAUGUUUUUAUUAAUAUUUAUUAAUAUGGUUUUACUACCAUCUAUUGAAACAACUUAUUAUAUUUGGGUUUAUCCAUUAUUAUUUUUACCACCAAUUUCUGAAUAUCAAAUUACAUCCACAUUACACAUUGGAAAUAUCAUUAACACUCAAUAUUUAUUAUUUUUAAUAUUACAUGGUGUGAACAUGCUAGUGUUGCAUUGUUGGAUCUAUUUAGAUAUUCACAUUCAUUACAUUUAUUCACACAUGAAGUUGAUUGGAUGUUGGAAGAAGGAACAACAACAACAACGAAAGGAUAAAUUAAUGAGUGGUGGUGGUGGUUUGAAUGGCAGUAGUAGUAGUGGUCAUAGUGGUGGUGGUGGUGGUUUGAAUGGCAGCAGUACCAGUACUACUACAUCUGUGAAUACUAAUCAUGCAAUGAAUGGAAGCAGCCAUACGACAAGUUCCAAUCAUACGAAUACUCCUCUGACUAUUGAAACAUGGCGUAAUGAAAAGACCUAUUCCUGUAAUCAAUUGGUUCAAUUUAAUAAUUCAAUAUUUCGAUCUCUUGGAAAGAAAUUUAAUAGAAAUAGACCUGAUAAUACCUAUGAUUUGAUUUUAUAUGUGGUCUUUUAUCCAUUCAAAUAUCUAUUUUUUAAUAUUAAUAUUUACAGUUAUGUGUUAUUGAUAUUGUUGGGUACUUCCACACUGAUUUUGAUGACCAUCUUUACUUACCACUCUCUCUUCUCCUAUUCCAAUCAAUACUUUAUUUACUUUGUGUUGCUCUUAUGGAAUUAUUACUUGCUUUCAAAGAGUAUUGACAAGACAGUGCAAUGCAAUAAACAUUUGAUCAUUAGGAAUGAUUAA